Molecule: messenger RNA, 234 nt
Organism: Bipolaris zeicola 26-R-13
Lineage: Eukaryota; Fungi; Ascomycota; Dothideomycetes; Pleosporales; Pleosporaceae
Exons: 1
Coding region: 1-234 (77 amino acids)
Source: RefSeq, a predicted model, not a curated record
AUGCGGCGUCACCUAAACCCCAAGUGUCUGCUCAUAGGGUUGAUCCUCUGGCACAUUUUUAAUCGGAGUCAUGAUUUGGACAGGGAAAAACCACGAUACCUCUGGCAUAACGGGAGUUUGGAGUUUGGCAUUUGCAAAUGGCGUCUGGAUCAACGCCCUCAGAAUGGAACAAGCAUGAAGCAUGCGCAUAUUAUAUAUACCAUCCUUCACUUUCCUUUAUUGAAUGCAUCAUGA